AUGGAUGGCUUUAUAUCCGACUCUAGUUACUCUGCAACGAAGACUACCAUGGUUCUCUUCAUCAAUGAAAGAUUAGCCGAAUGUACUGCUCUGAAGAGGGAAAUUGAAAUCAUCUAUGUUGCAACUUUACCCAAAGCAUCAAAACCUUUCAUAUAUAUGUCACUUAUCUUGCCUCCCGAGCAUGUUGAUGUUAACGUGCAUCCCAGAAAGAGAGAGGUGAGCCUUUUGAACCAGGAGGUUAUUAUUGAGAAGAUACAAUCGGUGAUAGAAAUGAAGCUAAGAAACUUAAAUGAGUCAAGCAUGUAUCAAGAGCAACAGGCAGUGGAUUGCUCUCCUGUUAGUUCAAUAUCUGCAAACAAAGCUUUGUGUGUGAGCCUUUUGAACCAGGAGGUUAUUAUUGAGAAGAUACAAUCGGUGAUAGAAAUGAAGCUAAGAAACUUAAAUGAGUCAAGCAUGUAUCAAGAGCAACAGGCAGUGGAUUGCUCUCCUGUUAGUUCAAUAUCUGCAAACAAAGCUUUGUGUGUAAACACAUCAACUUCUGUUAUGCAACUAUACAAGUGUAGUGAUGCUCUUCUUUUUACUUUUCAGUUGAUAUAUCUCUUCAUGUUCUAA
Lactuca saligna is the source of this 612-nucleotide messenger RNA. The record is from the annotation of a GenBank genome assembly. Lineage: Eukaryota; Viridiplantae; Streptophyta; Magnoliopsida; Asterales; Asteraceae.